Messenger RNA from Cynocephalus volans (Philippine flying lemur), 1035 nucleotides. RefSeq names its product alkB homolog 2, alpha-ketoglutarate dependent dioxygenase (gene ALKBH2). NCBI's taxonomy places the organism in Eukaryota, Metazoa, Chordata, Mammalia, Dermoptera, Cynocephalidae. The transcript is spliced from 4 exons. The record is from RefSeq and is a predicted model, not a curated record. Gene Ontology annotation, biological process: DNA alkylation repair; DNA repair. Gene Ontology annotation, molecular function: cytosine C-5 DNA demethylase activity; ferrous iron binding. The coding region runs from base 233 to 1018 and encodes 261 amino acids.
AGGAGCCGGGAGGGCAGUUAACAAUUGCAGUCCCUUAGCGGGGUGGACAGGAGAUGGAGACCCGGCUUUUCUGGGACAUGGUUUUAAACUUUAAAAUGGAAACUUAAAUAGGAAUGUUGCUGUGGGACCCCUUGGAUGAGCAGAUUUUUGCAUCGAGGACAGAGCCUGGGCAGUCUCUCCCUUUCUCUUUGCCUCAUCACCAACGUCCACUUGUUUCUUGUGGGGAGACAGUAUGGACAGAUUUCUGGUGAAGAGGGCUCAAGAGGGCAUUUGGGGAAAGGGGGAGGAGCAAGAGCAGAGUGGAAAAGAGCUAACUCUAUUGGGAGGAGACAAAGAAAGUCCAAGGAAGAGGCCCAGGAGAGAGAUCCCAGGGAAUUGGGUCCACUCGGCAGGCCCCAGCUGGAGGCACCUUCGGGCCGAGGGCCUGGAUUGCGAUUACACGGUCCUGUUUGGCAAAGCGGAGGCGGACAAGAUUUUCCAAGAGCUGGAGAAAGAAGUGGAAUAUUUUACAGGUGCGCUGACCAGGAUCCAGGUGUUCGGGAAGUGGCACAGUGUGCCAAGGAAGCAGGCGACGUAUGGUGACGCUGGGCUGACCUACACGUUUUCAGGCCUUACAUUGUCUCCAAAGCCAUGGAUCCCAGUUCUAGACCAUGUCCGGAAUCAUGUCUCUGGGGUGACUGGACAGACCUUCAAUUUCGUGCUUGUCAACAGGUAUAAAGAUGGCUGUGACCACAUCGGGGAGCACCGAGAUGAUGAAAGAGAGCUGGCCCCUGGGAGCCCCAUCGCCUCUGUCUCCUUUGGUGCCUGCAGGGACUUCUUCUUCCGGCAUAAGGAUUCUCGAGGGAAGAACCCCUCUCGGAGGGUGGAGGUGGUCAGGCUCCAGCUGGCACAUGGGAGUUUACUGAUGAUGAACCACCCAACCAACGUUUAUUGGUAUCACAGUCUUCCCAUCCGAAAGAAGAUUCUUACUCCACGUGUCAAUUUGACAUUUCGGAAAAUUUUGCCUACUAAAAAAUAAAAUGUUUUUAACAGUUA